Molecule: messenger RNA, 4611 nt
Organism: Mus musculus (house mouse)
Lineage: Eukaryota; Metazoa; Chordata; Mammalia; Rodentia; Muridae
Gene: Sh2d2a
Product: SH2 domain containing 2A
Exons: 7
Coding region: 62-1210 (382 amino acids)
Cellular component (GO): cytoplasm; plasma membrane
Source: RefSeq, marked validated
AGAGGAGAGAUGAGCAGCUGCCGAGUGUGCACCUCCUUUGAGAGCACCCACACCUGCUUCCAUGGAGUUCUGCUUGGCCCAACCAUGCCCCCAAGGGAAUCAUGAAGCUACUUCAUCAACCUUCAACACCUUCCAGCCAAUGAACCUGACCCAGGGGAGAUGCCAGAACUUGAGUUGUGGGAGCAGGCCCAGCAUGCAAGUUAUGAAGGAACAGGGGGUUCAGCUCAGCCCCAGAACUAACCACACGGUGGUCUCUGCCUCAGCCCCAGGAACUGCCUGGGUCCUAGGGAAUGCCGAUAGGGCAGAAGAGGUGCCUGGGAAAGGUGACCUGUCAUUGCAAGCUGAGACCAGAGCAUGGGUCCAGAAGACCCAGGCCCACUGGCUCUUGCUCAAGACUGCCCCUCUUUGGUUCCAUGGCUUCAUCACCAGAAGGGAAGCCGAGAGGCUGCUGCAGCCCCAGCCUCUAGGAUGCUAUCUGGUGCGCUUCAGCGAGAGUGCUGUGACCUUCGUGCUGUCCUACAGCCUGGUGGGGGAAGAAAUGGCAAGUCUGACUCAAAGUGGCCCCUCCAGGAGCCAGACCUGCUGCCGUCACUUCCUCCUCGCGCAGCUAGGGGAUGGGCGCCACGUGGUGCUAGGUGAAGACAGUGCCCAUGCGCAGCUUCAGGACCUGCUUGAACAUUACACAGAGUGCCCCCUCAGCCCCUACGGAGAGAUACUCACCCAACCCCUCGCUCGACAGACAGCUGAGCCUGCUGGACUUUCCCUAAGGGCUGAUUCAGACUCUGGAAGCAAAAGACAGGACCCAGACACCCAGCUCAGCCUGCUCCUCCAACAGGGCCAGGCCCAGGCCUCAGGACACACAGAGAAAACAUCCCAGGCAUCCAGACCCAGGCCGCCCAUCCCCGCCAAGCCUCAGCUUCCUCCUGAAGUCUAUACAAGUCCUGCUUCACGACUGCAUCAGGCCCCACCCAUUAACCCCAUCUACCAGGAGCCUGAUGAACCCAUAGCCUUCUAUGCCAUGGGGCGGGGCAGCCCUGGGGACGCUCCUAGUAAUAUCUAUGCUGAGGUGGAAGGGCCAUCGGGAACGGCGCCCAUUGGACACCCCAUCCUCCGAAAGUGCUGGUCCAGGCCUAUCUCAAGAGGCCAGGUAAGGGAGGUACAGGGAAAGAUAAGCUCAAGGAGUCGAGCAGAAAGAGGGAGCCCCUCCUGAAUAUCGGGCAAGGUGAAGGUCAGCAGGCUGAAGCGAGAUGGAGUGUUCCACGCUGCCGAAAACCUUUGCCCAGCUCCAGGCCUAAGGCUCUUCCUGGACAUUCACGUGGACUCAGCUUUGUCAAGCCCUACCUGCCCCUACUUCAGGUUUCCUUCAACCACUCUCCAUCCCAGGCUGCCUCUCAUUGGUCAGGCCUUCCUCACACACAUGUGACACUGACCCAGCUCCCUGGAGAGCGUCACUGCCAGUGGGCUCAGAGGAGGAGGCUGCCACACUGUGUGCUCACCCUCACAGUUUCCCCACAGAGUUUCAGUCAUGUCUGAAUGUGGUAUUACUAUUAAAGGAGUCAGACUCUUUCCCUUGUACCUGCGUCAGGUCCUACUUCAGGCUUCCUCUCUGCUGCCACCAAAGGUCCCUGCUUGGCCCUCACCAGCCCAGCUCACCUGUACCCUACCAGCCUUCUUAACCCUGGGUCCAUCCAGGCUCUGCCAGGGUUCCAAAGCCACUCCAACAUCAAUUGAACCAACCUCACUCGCACCCUGUGUGGGCGCGCGCAUGAGCGCGCGCGCGCACACACACACACACACAUGCACCACGCACAGUGUCCUGUGUUCCACACCCUGAUUGAUUAACCCCCAGCACCCAGCUAUCCAGCCAGAAAUGUGGGGUCCCUAAACAUCUCCAUCCCCUUUGCUUCAGUCUCUGUCUGUCAAUAAUGUCAGUUGCCUCUACCUCCCAAGUUCUGGAAUUACCACUGUGUGCUCCUACAGUAUGUGGGAUCAAACUUGGGGCUUGGUACGUGCUAGACAAGCACUCUAUGUCUGAGCCACACCAUGAUUUCACUGAGUGGCUUAACUGCCUUCCUAGUACCAGGCUUGUCAGCUCUGACCUGUUCUUCCCCGAGGAAGCCAAAAUGGGCUCUGUGAGUCAGCUGCCUGGUCCUCCAGCUCUUCCAUACUGAGGCGAGGUCCCACUUCGUCAGCCCCACUUCAAGCACCCACACCAUAUUUCUCCAAACUCACCAAAGGCUACCAAGUCAGUCCUGCCCACAGCAAUCCCUACAAGACCGCCCUCCUGCUGCCUGGCAACCCUUAACCCCACUCAAGACCACAAGCCCUUCCCCUUGCAAAGCCUUCCCUGGCCUGACCUCCCAACACACCCUUGCCAGGCCCCUGCUCAGCCCAGACUCCCAUUGCUCUUUUUUUCUUCUAUCUCCCCUUCCUGCAGAGCCUGAUUCACUAGAGGCAGCCCUGGGGGAUGCUCAGCUAUCUCUAAAGUACUGGCCCAGUGCUUGGCAUGAAGCAACUGCCUCAGGGAGGGAGGGGGAAGGGAGAAGAGGAGAGGCAGAGGGAUGGACGGGAACCUAAAUCCCCUCUGGAGGCCAAAGGGUUAAGACCAUAUACCUUCUCCUAGAGACUGUAGCUCUGCCAAAGAGGCAGAGGGUAUGACCCAGAGCUGUCCUUCUGUCUGCAGAGGACAGAUGGUCCAGAGCUGCAUUCUGAGGACUGUGUGGCAGAGUAAGACCCUGUCCUUCAUCAUGAGCCCCCCUGGCCCUAGAGGCUUGCCCUUUCUAGACAGAGAGCACUCAUGGCUCCCCAUCAGGCCUUAUUAGGGGUAAGUCUGAUCUGGGAGGGUAGCUUGGGGCAUUUUGUGUCCUGAGACCUUCACAGACCCCUGGGUCCUCUCUUAGGGAAGGCAGGUGGGAUAGACUACAGGUGAGCAGAGCUUCAUCUGCUACACGGAUGGCGAGGAGGUGUCACCCCGCGUGCCAGCUCCAAUCCAUUGGUCUCGGCUGCCUGGCAUGCAGCAUUGGAAGGAUAUUAAGGUCAGAUCUAAGCUCAGCAGAAAGGAGCAGGUGACGGAUGAGUGGCGUCUGCUGUGGGUGCGGGAAGGGUGAGCAGCGUUUCUUUCUCUCCUAUCAAUUAAGUCCAGUCCUCUCAUUAUGCAAAUCAAGAAACAAGCCAGAGAAGGAGAAAGCCUGGGCCAAGGUCAAGGAUUGAAACCCCUCUCAGCAUUCCCCAUCCGUCCUCUGAAUCCUCACUUCUCCACAAGGGACAGAGAGAUUUCCUCAGCUAAGAAGCUGGUUGCUCUCCAGAGUUCUGCACUGGGACCUCCCUGCACUCCACCUUUCCCUGUCCCCUUAACAAGUCUGCCUUCCUUGCUCCAAAGCAGCCUGGAAGUCAGAGGACCAAAUGUGGGAUCUGUGCUUCCUCAUAGCAACACACACACCACACACACACACACACACACACACACACACACACACACACACACACACAUGCAUGCAUACACACACACACAUACACACACGAAUACACACACAUGCUUGCAUACACACACACAUGCACAUACACACAUACAUGCAUACACACACAUAAACACAUACACACACACAUGCAUACUUGCAUACACACACACACACAGACACUCACACUGCUCCCUUCUGAAAGUCACCAGGAACCAAGGCAAGGAACUGUAUGUACUAGGGAAGCCAUCCUGCCUCCUGUGCCCUGGUUUUUCCUCCUGAAGAAACUGGACUUUAGGAAGCCUUGGCACUCUGAGCCUUCGCAUCUGGGCCCCGAUCCAAUGGCUGCUGUUGUCUGAGAAAUGUUUUGGUGAGAACAGAUGUUAGGAUUUGUUUGUUGGUCCUUGUCUGGCUAAUAAAUCAUUAGCAACAAUCUCCCUCCUCGGGAAUCUCUGUCCUUCCAGCUCCUCCCCAGCCCUUUUCUCUCUCCCACUGUCGCUCAUAGGGGUCUAGAGGUUCAAAGACACUUAGGCAAAGUUAUUGAUCUUUUGGCUGAAAGUUAAAAACCAUGAGGACAAGGACACGGACUCCCUUUGCCAAGUGCUUCUCCCUUAGCUGGGGUAGGCUGGGUGGGCAGCCCGGGCACAGGAGUGGGUGCCUAUAGAGAUGGGCAACUCAGGACUUGGGAGAAGGGUGCCUUAGCAAUCUGUGAGCCCUCAGAGGAGGCAGCUUAAGUCCUUACCUCACUCAGGAGCCCAUCCCCCUCCCUGCCCCAUUCUAUGGGCCUUUCUCCCUUCUCUGCCCAGACUCACUUCAGGACUGGCUUCCUGCCCUAGAGCUAAACUCCUCUAGAGUCCUAGCCCGGGAGCAGUCUGUGCUAGGUCCCACUUUCAUCUCACUGGAGGUUUUCUGAGGCUGGCCAUGCAUGGCCCUACUGGCUCCAGAGUCACCCGAGUCUCUGGAGGUAGCCUUUGCCACUGUUUCUCUCUCUGUGUAGCUCCCCACACAGCUGUUACCCCGAUUUACUACAGCUCAUUUAAGGUAACAUGUGCUUUUUGUGUCCUGUCUCAAAAACAAAAAAACAAAACAAACGAAAAUAAUGGACUGGCCCUCUGAACCUGUAAGUCAGCCCCAAUAAAAUGUUGUCUUUGUAAGA